AUGGCGCUCGGUCUGGCCUCGGCUGCGCUGGGUCCUGGUCAGGAGGGGGCGUUGGGGGCAGGGCGGGGGUUGGCCCCCCACAGCCUGCCCCCUGCUGACCCCCCCUCUUUCCACAGCCCGAGUGGGAAGAAGUUCCGGAGCAAGCCCCAGCUGGCACGGUACCUGGGGGGCUCCAUGGACCUGAGCACCUUCGACUUCCGCACGGGCAAGAUGCUGAUGGGCAAGAUGAACAAGAGCCGGCAGCGCGUCCGCUACGACUCCUCCAGCCAGGUCAAGGGCAAGCCCGACCUGAACACGGCCCUCCCCGUCAGGCAGACGGCGUCCAUCUUCAAGCAGCCGGUGACCAAGAUCACCAACCACCCCAGCAACAAGGUGAAGAGUGACCCCCAGAAGGCGGUGGAGCAGCCCCGGCAGCUCUUCUGGGAGAAGAAACUGAGCGGCCUGAACGCCUUCGACAUCGCCGAGGAGCUCGUGCAGACCAUGGACCUCCCCAAGGGCUUGCAAGGUGUGGGACCCGGCUGCACGGACGAGACCCUGCUCUCGGCCAUUGCCAGCGCCCUGCACACCAGCACCAUGCCCAUCACCGGGCAGCUCUCGGCUGCCGUGGAGAAGAACCCCGGCGUGUGGCUCAACACGGCCCAGCCGCUCUGCAAGGCCUUCAUGGUGACCGACGAGGACAUCAGGAAGCAGGAGGAGCUGGUGCAGCAGGUCCGCAAGCGGCUGGAGGAGGCGCUGGUGGCCGACAUGCUGGCGCACGUGGAGGAGCUGGCCCGGGACGGCGAGGCGCCGCUGGACAAGGUGGGCGCUGAGGACGACGAGGAGGACGAGGACGAGGACGAGGAGGAGCCUGACCAGGACCCGGAGAUGGAGCGCGUCUAGAGCAGGUGCCGCCAGCGCGCCCCAGACC
Molecule: messenger RNA, 907 nt
Organism: Ceratotherium simum simum (southern white rhinoceros)
Lineage: Eukaryota; Metazoa; Chordata; Mammalia; Perissodactyla; Rhinocerotidae
Source: RefSeq, a predicted model, not a curated record